AUGCCUCCGAUAUCCUCUCAGCGCCGAGCCGUGACCGAAGAGAACUCGUCUCUUUCAGACGAAGAUGUCGGCUUUCUCUACCAGGUUAUUUCGGACGCGGAGACCAAACCCUCUGUCGAUCUACUCCCUUUCCGCGCACUUUUUGAAGCAUACGAUGAAGUCAUUGCACAACACAACCGGGAUCACGGCGUCGAUGCAGACCCAGGCCAUGCGUGCUUGCGCUUCCUGUUCAAGAUGGGCAACAAAGAUGUACCUGGCAAGACUCUCUUCGACAAAUUCGAGAAUUUGCUUCAACAGAUGAACAUCGCGAUUAAGUUCGAUUUCGGCGAUGGCGACGACGAGACCGACCACUACACCAAUUAUACCGUGGAUGAUACUCCUAGCGAGGUCGAACAAAAUCAUUCUCCCAUUACGAACGGUGUAACACCUACUCCGAAACGACGCGCUUCGUUCAAUACAACUGUUGACAUUGGCGAGGAUGCUACACAAAGAAGCUUCAUCAAUCGUCCAAGCUCUCGCUCGUCGAUGUCGCGACUUGACGUUGGCAAGCCCGAGUUUCAGAAACCCAAAUUGUCUCCUACGCCCAAUCCUGAUUUUGGCCCCAACAGGUCCCCAGAUCGGACACAAUUGAUUAGCCAGUUCUUGGAUGUUGGUCGUCGAUUGUUAAGCAGGUUCGACGGAGUGGAGAACAAGGUCCCCGUCAAGGAAGAUCCUCCGUUAACCAAUGGAUUGACCAAUGGAGUGGUGGCGAGGUCAGCAGUCGCCCGCGAUCGUUCAAAGAGAGCGGCUGAAGCUUCACGUUCACGUUCUAGCUCACACCAGCAACGCCCUCCAUUGCCUGAUUCAUCAGCCACUGAGUCUGAGGAUGCGCAGUCAAUUCUGUCUGAAGGCCCAGAACACGAUUCGUUCGAAAAGGAAGAGGUCCCACCAGAGUAUGUUUACCGUCCGCAACUCUCCGAUCUACUUCGGGACGCAUCGACUUUCAAUAUGUACCGACAGCGAUCCAUCUGCCGUCGAAUCUUGUCAGUAUGGUUCAAAAAGGCCUUCCAGGCAAGACAAACGCGUCAAACAAGGGAAACUAUCGCAAUAAAUUAUGACCGAGGUCUUCUGACGAGACAGGCAUUUGAGCCAUGGCGGGGAAUCAUUCAGGACAAACGCCACUCGGCUCAAACAGAACGGUUUUUCAAACACCUUGAAGAGCGUGCCACCCGUGCGCGCGAUCUAUAUUUGAUGACUAAAGCCUUUAGUCACUGGGCUCAACUUACAUCAGAUGAAGUAGCUCGUACUUCUGCUGCCAGACGACAUGUUCUUGGCGUCAAAUAUUUCAACGCAUGGCGGGAGAUCACCGCAGUCAAUGAAUUGAAAGCCCAACGGUUCGCUUUACGGAGGCCUUUGAACACAUGGCGGAAGAAACUCCAGGAUCUGAAAGCGGCAGAGGCUCAAGCCGUUGCCUCUCGUGAAGCAAAGAUGCAAAAAGCGUCAUUCUGGCACUGGUGGUGGUGUUUCUGUGAUCGUCGAGUCCUCGAAUUAUCCGAUUACCGACUAAAACGACGGUCACUUCUUGCUUGGCUUCGAAAAUUCCGGAAUAACCGAGAGCGUGACCAUGACAUAGACCUACAGAACAGACGGUCAUCUCUCAAGUCUGUUCUCCAGGUAUGGUCUCAGCAUUCAAAAACCAUUGCCUCUGCAGAACAGUAUUUUCAAAAUUCUCGACGUCAGCAUACUCUGAAAGACACUUUUGAUGAAUGGAGACUUCAGUCCCGGCUGGCUCCGGCUGGUUCUCGUGUAUCAGAGAUGGUUGAUACUAGAAUUGUACGAAAUGCUCUAUCGCAGUGGAUUGGGAAGGCUCAGAUGGCGAAACAAGCCGAAGAAAUGGACCGUAUUCGUGUUCAGCAUAAUGCAUGGACGUCUUGGAAUGACACGCUUCGCUGCUUGGCCCUCCAGGCUCGGAUUGAUGAGCGACUCAAGAUGGAAGCCAUGUACAAGUGGAUUCUGAUGGAGAGGUUCGAGCUGAUGCGGAGAAUUCGUGAGCAGCGCAUUAAGCGGGAAGUGUUCUUUCGAUUUGUGACAAAUACCCGAGGUACCUAUACUCGCUUGCUGUUCCAUGCAGAAGUUCUUGAAGAUAAUCGAGCUGAAGACUUGGUGCGGUCCAAAUUCGCCAUUUGGCGGGAUCAAUUGCAGCUCCAGCGCGAGCGAGAGUAUGUGGCAUCUGAAUUCUAUGCCCCGCGAUUGGCAGCCGAGUCUCUUGCAAUUUGGCAAUCUAAGCAUAAACAGGUGCUCAAAAUGGAAGGAUGGGCCAAUGAUGCCCGAUAUUACUUCCUGGUGAAAAGGAACAUGAAGCAAUGGCACCAGGCCAAGGUGGAUUCCGGCAAACGACGGCGACAAGAGGCGUAUGCAAAAGUUCGACGGAGAAUCAAAGUCAAUCUCGCGUCCAAGGCCUUGGCUGCUUGGGCUUCGAAAACGCGGAUCAUACUUGAGAUGGAGCAACAAGCCAGUGCUGUUGAUCGUGACAAAUUGCUGACGGAUACAUCGGAGAUAUUUGUCCAAUGGCAUGAGAAGACCACCAAGAGGUUACAGGAUGUUCAGGACGCCGACAACUCAUAUUUCCGACAAGUUGCCUUCGACCAGCUAAUGCAAAUGUCCGAAACCUUUGUCAUUCGCCGUGAGAUGGAAGACCAAGCAGACAAUGUCCUGCGAUUGCAUGUCCUGCGACAGUCAGCUGCUUCCCUUCGCAAGAUGAGUCUUCGCAUUUUCCAGAUCGGUAGUACCGCCGAGACUGCCGAAGCCAUGCGCGAAAGAAAUCUCAGAAAACAUUCGAGGAACAUGUUCCGCAACUGGGUGGACAAUGCCCGAAUGAAGCUCGAGGCUCGAGAUUCUGCUGGUCCGCCUAUGACCCCCGGUCCAUCCACGACACCAGCACGAGUGCCGAAUUUCGGAGAAGUGAAUAGCGCUGGUUCGGCGCUAUUUGACCCUUGGUACCAAGACGAAGCCGAAACACCUUUCAAACUCAGCGACUUUACGAACACCUCUCAGGAGCCGGUCUCCGCAACUCCCCUCGCAACCCCGAGUUUCACCGCAUCACCUUCUAAACGAGCCGCGCGAGCGCGAGCACUGGCACAAAUGUCCACCACCCCUGCCACCCCCUUACGCACCCCUUUCGCGAGUCGGCUUCUUCGUGCCGGUACCACGACUGGUCAAAUCACAUCCUCCAUCAGGCCACGCACUGGUCGACGAACCUCGGUAGGAAACAGCGUCCGCUUCGUGGACGAUGAACCUCCUGAGUCUCCGACAGAUGGUCGCCGAUCAGCGAAUCGACGACCUUUACCUUCUUGA
Messenger RNA from Penicillium antarcticum, 3333 nucleotides. RefSeq names its product Sfi1 family protein. The record is from RefSeq and is a predicted model, not a curated record. Lineage: Eukaryota; Fungi; Ascomycota; Eurotiomycetes; Eurotiales; Aspergillaceae. Bases 1 to 3333 code for a protein of 1110 amino acids. The transcript has 2 exons.